CUACGGCAAGUCCACAGGAUCAACAAAUCGUGAAGAACGACGGAUUUAUAGCAUAUUUGUUGUUGGAAAUUAAAUACCGGUUUCUUUAUCGAUUGCAUUGUUAUAUGUGUACAUGUCAAUACUCUUUGUAAAUUAUGUUCAACAUGCUAGCUAGCGUAUUACGAUUGUGAAAUCGUUUUUGUAGCCCUUUGAGUAUGUUAACGGCGUGACGUCAAACCAAGUCGUGUUGACAUCAAGCUACAUGAGCUAACAGAUAUAUUCAGGAAGAUCAACCAACCCAACCCUUGUGGACUUGCUAGAUCCAACUUUAAUGUUCUCAUGGUGUUAUUCGGAUAUUCGUGGUCUCAUGUGCAUAAGACAUGCAUAACGGAUAUAACGAGAUUGGGUUUGUUCAGCAAAUUCUUAGCUUGAAUUUGGUCCCAAGGAAAAAUGGCACCAAUCGAGGCAACGACACAUCGCUUAGCGACUUCUCAGAGAUGUGGUAUGGAGUCUUCUUGUGGGCUGCUGUCUCUUCACUGGUGUUCCACCUCCCCGCUGCUCUCCUGGCCCUCGCCACCCUGCGACAACACAAGAUGGCCCGCUUCAUGCCCAUCGCCAUCCUACUGAUGGGCAUCGUGGGCCUUGUGUGUGGUGGAGUCCUUACCAGUGCUGCCAUAGCUGGGGUUUACAAAGCAGCAGGGAAGAGGAUGAUCUCCUUGGAGGCCUUGGUGUUUGGAGUGGGCCAGUCCUUCUGUGUUCUCAUUAUAUCCUUCCUCAGAGUCCUAGCUACACUCUAGCACAAGGACACAGGAAUUCAAGAAGGGAGUGAGAACAUGCAAUCAGCAGGACGGCAUAUGCAAGAGACAGCUGUUCCUUCAGAGGCCUUAUUUUCUAUAACCAUUACCGGAUGACUCUUUGUUUGAUACAUGAUUAUUUUCCAAAGUGGUAUAUUUUAGGGCUAACCAGAGGCUCUGUCUUCUUCAUUCAGAUUGUUGUGUGUGUGGCUGUGGCACUAUACUCUGAACUAGCCUUCUCAUUUUGUGAGUUAUGUGUAUCAUACACAUGGCUGGGAAUGAAACAUUCCAGAAAAAUUGCACUCUACAAUUUGGUUGAGUAAACUCUUAAGUUUUACUGUUCAACAGCCUGUAAAAGACUAGCCUAUACAUGUCUGAGCCUGCAUGCCUUUAGAGAAACACUAAAGGAGAACAUUCUCUGCUCCUCCCCAAGUCAUUCAGCUUAAUACAAUGUCUUGACUGAGGUGUAAUAUCGUUACAAUGAGGCACAGUGCUUGAUGAUAUGACAUUGGUAUUGACAUUUUAAAUAUUUUAAGUCAGACAUAGCUACAACUUUAAGCUUUGUUAUUUCCACAUGUGUUUUAUAGCAUUAGAGAUUGUCUAUACUUUAACAUUCCUACUUGGGGUGUGUAAAAUAAAGUUUGUACAUAAUAUUUAAGCCCAUUCCAGUUUAUUCUGUAAGCAUAGAGGCAUUCUGUAUAUUGCUGAGAACCAUGGGGCCCUAAAAACUCAACUCUCGACCUCGAAGCAAGUUCCUCAGCGUUUUUUUCAUUGUUCCCUUCUAAUCAAGGACUGAUUCAGACCUGGGACAUCAGGAGGCUGCAAUUAAUGGUCAAGUAGAACAGAACACCAUCAGGCUCUGGACUUCAAUAUACCACUGCCAUAAGGAAUAGAGUUGAUCCAUGUAUUUUAUUCUCUUAAAUAUUUUUCUACGUUGUUAGGGGUAUUUUCAGAUGGUUGAUCAGCGGGUUACGUCCAGUGUGUAUGCAACACUUCUUUCUGAGUGAAAUCUUAAUAGUAGCAGACUGCACUUGGUUAUCUGGCAUCAACACACUUAUAGAAUUGUAUGUCUCUUUCAAGAACCUUUGCAGCAUUGCUCAGUUUUUGUUAAUUUUAUAUUGGCCUUGGUGUUAAUGGUGAACAGUAUAUAGGAAUAGUGUAAUAUAUUGUUACUUUGGCAUUGAUUAUGCUAAAGGAAGAGGCAACCUCACUCUAAACCAUGAAUGUGAAUCUAAUUUCCUUAAAAUCCCUUGUGGAGUUUCUUAAACUUUUACCAAAGAGAACCGAUUUAGUUUAAACUGAAAGCCCCCCAUGUCCCGAAAUCCUACUUUAAGGAUUUUGACAGUGUAUCGAGAGUAUAAAUCUGGAGUCGUGUGUGUAAGGACAAGGGUAAAGUCAAAUUUAGCAAGAAAAAAAAAAUCACAACUUUGCAGAGAUCUCUUAUUACAUGCAAAGACUAGUGAAAUGAAGCAUUAAUUACAGUUAAACUAAAAUGUUUUUUAUUAUUCAGCACCGCUGCAUGCAGAUUGUCCAAAACUAUCAGCAGAUUAGUGACCUCAGUGUAGUGGUCAUUAUAAGUGCAGUAAAUAAUACAAGGGGUGGAUUGAGAACAGACAGGUUAUAGGAAUAAAUUAGGAUAUUGAGGUUGGCUUGGCAAUAACACUACUGGGUUAUGAAUCAUUAUUGUAAUGUAGACAUUUGUGGUGAUUGAAGUUAACAGCAGGCCAGAGCUGGUCUACGUCCUGGCAGUGACAUGUUGAAAGCCAUGCUCUGCUUAUCUAAGCCUUGGACACCUCAAUUCCACAGAGUUUAUUUUUUCUAAAGUUCUUUAACUUUCCUCAUUGUAGCAUGACUGCACACUGUUUGUUAUAGCUGGUUGGUUUGUCUCAAUUUCCAUUAAGUUAAUGCUCUUUAUUUACCAUGUGAUUUGAAUCCAUGGAUUGAUUUUGUUUUUACAAGGUUGAUUUUAUUACAGUAAAUUAAGUGCCAAUUGUUAAUAUUUUCAUGUAAUAAAUGUUUACAUUAAUCGUU
This is a messenger RNA of Oncorhynchus masou masou (cherry salmon), 2804 nucleotides long. Its product is annotated as transmembrane protein 170A-like. NCBI's taxonomy places the organism in Eukaryota, Metazoa, Chordata, Actinopteri, Salmoniformes, Salmonidae. The transcript is spliced from 3 exons. Gene Ontology annotation, biological process: endoplasmic reticulum tubular network organization. The record is from RefSeq and is a predicted model, not a curated record. Gene Ontology annotation, cellular component: endoplasmic reticulum membrane. Bases 360 to 776 code for a protein of 138 amino acids.